This is a messenger RNA of Camelina sativa (false flax), 949 nucleotides long. The record is from RefSeq and is a predicted model, not a curated record. Lineage: Eukaryota; Viridiplantae; Streptophyta; Magnoliopsida; Brassicales; Brassicaceae.
UAUUCGCUUUAGAAUCAAAACACGUUUGUAAUGGAUGAGCAAAAGAUUUCGGUGAACUUGAGAAACGAAGAGUUAAACGAAGAAACAAAGACUCUCAUCUCUUCACUUCCUUCAGACAAAGACUCCAGUGGAAAAGAUGUUUGUAAGUACCAAGGAUGUUGGUAUACUCACCAUGCUCUACAAGCUGUCCUCAGUUUCCAAAAAAACUUCAAGCCUCAAGACAGCGAUGUCAUCGUUGCUUCGUUCCCUAAAUGUGGUACAACUUGGCUCAAAGCACUUACAUUCGCACUCCUUCAUAGAUCAAAAUACUCUUCUCUUCAUGAUCAUCAUCAUCCUCUUCUUUAUAAUAACCCGCAUGUUCUUGUACCCUAUCUUGAGAUGAAUCUCUAUUACUAUAGCGAAGAACCGGACCUAACCAAGUUCUCGUCAUCUCCGAGGCUGUUUGCGACACACAUGCCAUCACAUACCCUGCAAGAAGGUCUCAAAGAUGCUACUUGUAAAAUUGUGUAUAUGUGCAGGAACGUGAAAGACACUUUGGUUUCAUAUUGGCACUUCUUUUGUAAGAAACAAAUGAACGAUGAAGUAAUAAGUAGUUUCGAGGAUACGUUUGAGUCUUUUUGUAGGGGAGUCAGCCUUUUUGGACCUUUUUGGGAUCAAGUCUUAAGCUACUGGAGAGGAAGCUUAGAAGAUCCCAAUCAUGUGCUUUUUAUGAAGUAUGAGGAGAUGAAAGCAGAACCUCGUGAGCAGAUCAAGAGACUUGCUGAGUUCUUAUAUAUCUGAUUAAUUUGACUUCUAUAGUUUUGAGUAGUAUAUGUUAAUUGUAUAUUGAUAUCAUAUAUUUUUAGGAAUCUUAGAAUCAAAUAGCUUUAGAAUCAACGAUCUUAAAAAUAAAAGAACAAAAAAAAUUUCCAUAACAUUUUCCACUUUCACAUUGAUAACUCUCUAAUUU